Molecule: messenger RNA, 360 nt
Organism: Striga asiatica
Lineage: Eukaryota; Viridiplantae; Streptophyta; Magnoliopsida; Lamiales; Orobanchaceae
Source: the annotation of a GenBank genome assembly
AUGUAUGGGAAAUUGAAAUUGCUCGCGAGGAGAUUGGUGUUUACCGGAGAUGCCCGCGGUGCAGUAGACGAGGAUGAAGAUCAUGCCCCCGAAGGCCCAGGCGAUGCCGAGGAGGCCGACGCCGCCACACUGGUCGGCGUUGCUGAGCUUGAGGUGGCCGAUGACGGUGGCGACGGUGACGUAGAGGAAGAGGAGCGUGGCGAUGAACUCGGCGAUGAUGGCGCGGUAGAAGGACCAGAGCAUCAGCUCGCCGGCUCCGAGGAAUGGCGCCGGCGGGGGGUCGACGUAGUCCUUGCCGCGCUGGUGUACGGCCUCCUCGCUCACUUCCUUCGUCAUGCUUGCGUAUAUUGUCCCAAAUAA